This is a messenger RNA of Sciurus carolinensis (gray squirrel), 2106 nucleotides long. Its product is annotated as transport and Golgi organization protein 1 homolog. Gene Ontology annotation, biological process: vesicle cargo loading; protein secretion; endoplasmic reticulum to Golgi vesicle-mediated transport. Gene Ontology annotation, cellular component: endoplasmic reticulum exit site; endoplasmic reticulum membrane. Lineage: Eukaryota; Metazoa; Chordata; Mammalia; Rodentia; Sciuridae. The record is from RefSeq and is a predicted model, not a curated record.
AUGACACUGCCAGGAUCGUAUCUCCCGAAGAAGCUAUUGAAGAAUUUUGAGGAGCUAGUUGCCACAUGGCCCGAUGAUGUUCAGCCUGGGCCUGAUUUUUAUGGACUACCGUGGAAGCCUGUACUUCUCACUGUCUUCUUGGGAAUUGUUUCAUUUGCCAUUUUCUUCUGGAGAACUAUUCUUCUUGUAAAAGAUAGAGUAUAUCAAGUUACUGAACAGCAAGUUUCUCAAAAAAUUAAAGACAUCAUGAAAGAAAAUGAACUGGUGCAAAACUUGUCAAAUUAUGAACAGAAGAUCAAGGAAUCAAAGAAACAUGUUCAAGAAACCAAGAAACAAAAUACGAUUCUCUCGGAUGAAGCAAUUAAAUAUAAGGGUAAAAUCAAGCUACUUGAAGAAACUAAUGAGAUUCUUGAUGACAGAGCUAAAAGUCUUCACGUUAUGUUAGAAUCUGAGAGAGAACAGAAUGUCAAGAAUCAGGACUUGUUGCAGCAGGAAAUCGAGGACGGGAGUAAAUCACAUGCUGAGCUCAGUGAGCAAAUAAAAUCAUUUGAGAAGUCCCAGAAAGAUUUAGAAGUAGCUCUUACUCACAAAGAUGAUAAUAUUAAUGCUUUGACUAAUUGUAUUACACUGUUGAAUUGGAUAGAGUGUGAAUCGGAAUCUGAGGGUCAAAAUAAAGGAGCUGACUCAGAUGAAUUAGCCAAUGGAGAAGUAGGAGGUGAACAGAGUGUGAAGGUGAAAAAUAAAAUUAAGCAGCUGAUGGAUGUCUCUUGGACACAAACAGCAAUAUCAGUAGUUGAAGAGGAUCUAAAACUUUUACAACUUAAGCUAAGAGCCUCAAUGUCCACAAAAUGUAACCUAGAAGACCAAAUGAAGAAAUUAGAAGAUGACUGCAAUUCACUACAGUCUGCUAAAGCUGGGCUGGAAGAUGAGUGCAAAACUCUGAGGCAGAAAGUGGAGAUUUUAAAUGAACUGUACCAGCAGAAGCAGAUGGCUCUACAAAAGCAACUGAGUCAAGAAGAGUAUGAGAGACAAGAAAGAGAACAGCGACUGUCAGCUGCAGAUGAAAAGGCGGUUUUGGCUGCAGAGAAAGUUAAAACUUACAAGCGAAGAAUUGAAGAAAUGGAGGAAGAAUUACAGAAAACAGAGCACUCAUUUAAAAACCAGAUUGCUACUCAUGAGAAGAAAGCUCAUGAUAACUGGCUCAAAGCUCAUGCUGCAGAAAGAGCUAUAGCUGAAGAGAAAAGGGAAGCUGCUAAUUUGAGACACAAAAUGACCCAAAAGAUGGCAAUGCAGCAAGAUGAACCAGUGAUUGUAAAACCAAUGCCGGGAAGACCAAAUACACAAAAUCCUCCCUGGAGAAGUCCACUGAGCCAGAAUGACUCUUUUGGCCCAUCCCCUAUGAGUGGUGGAGAAUGUUCCCCUCCACUGACAGCAGAGCCAGCUGGGAGACCUGUCUCUGCUACUCUUAAUCAAAGAGAUAUGCCUAGAAGUGAAUUUGGGUCAAUGGAUGGACCUUUACCUUGUCCUCGAUGGUCUUCUGAGGCAUCUGGGAAACCCUUUGCCUCUGAAUCAGGAUGUGGUCCAGCUCCUGUGAACAGCAGCUCCGGGAGCUCUUCUCCAGCCAAGGUGGUGGAUGAGGGCAAGGUUAAUAUGGCUACAAAAGGGCCCCCUCCUUUCCCAGGGAUAUCUCUCAUGGGCUCCCCUGUGGGAGAGCCUCUACCACCACCUGUUUGGUAUGGACAGCCACUUCAGCUUGGUGGGCCUUUUGGGCCUCGGCCACUUCCUCCAUCAUUUGGUCCUGGUGUGCGUCCACCACUAGGCUUAAGAGAAUAUGCACCAGGUGUUCCACCUGGAAAAUGGGAUCUGCCUCUUCACCCUCGGGAAGUUUUACCAGGACCCACACCAUUUAGACCUUUAGGUUCAUUUGGUCCAAGAGAGUACUUCAUUACUGGUACCCGAUUACCACACCCAACCCAUGGUCCCCAAGACUACUCACCAUCACCUGCUGCAAGAGACUUAACACCUUCAGGCUCUAGAGAUGAGCCUUCACCUGCCUCUCAGAGCAGUAGCCAGGACUGUUCGCAGGCUUUAAAACAGAGCCCAUAA